Molecule: messenger RNA, 540 nt
Organism: Acanthocheilonema viteae
Lineage: Eukaryota; Metazoa; Nematoda; Chromadorea; Rhabditida; Onchocercidae
Source: the annotation of a GenBank genome assembly
AUGUCGCUUUUCCGCUACAAUCCACGCGAUUACUUCUUUACCUCACCGAUGGAACGUUUCAUGGUGAACUUUUUUGACAACGCAUUCGAUGACAAAUCUUUAUAUCGACCGCUACAAGCUGUCGCACCAUAUUGGCUACAUCAGCCGGUCUUGAACGAAUGCAAUAUCGGAAAUACAUUCGGCGAGGUAGUGAAUGAGAAAGAUAAGUUUGAGAUUCAAGUCGAUGUUUCGCAUUUUCACCCAAGAGAACUUUCGGUAUCGGUUCGAGAUCGUGAACUAAUUAUUGAGGGUCAUCAUAAGGAGCGUACCGAUCAGUCAGGGAAUGGCAGUAUCGAACGUCACUUCGUUCGAAAAUUUGUCAUGCCAGAAGAAGUUCAACUUGACACGAUAGAAUCGCAUUUAUCUGAUAAAGGAGUCUUGACAAUUGGCGCAUCCAAAGCAACUAUCGGUUCACCUGCAGCGCGGAACAUUCCGAUCCGAGCAUCCCCAAAGGAACCGGAAGCGAUUCAGAAAUCGGAAUCAAACAAUAAAGAGCAGUAA